Messenger RNA from Electrophorus electricus (electric eel), 1644 nucleotides. RefSeq names its product cell division cycle associated 3 (gene cdca3). Lineage: Eukaryota; Metazoa; Chordata; Actinopteri; Gymnotiformes; Gymnotidae. The record is from RefSeq and is a predicted model, not a curated record.
CCGCGCACGUUUAAACGCUCCCUGCAGCGGAACACGCGGCUGUGUAUCGGUUUGGUGUGGCAGGUCGCUCGGUGCUUCAGAGAUUACACUACAAAGCGAGGGGACCUUGGAUAAGGGACGCCGAGGAAACAAGUGUUUGUGCGGCUGUGAGUCACAUUUUUUCUAAGGUUCUUAACAUGGGUACCAAUGAGAGCAAGAUAGCUGUGGCAUCAACGCCUAAACCAAUCAAUCGACUUACAAAUCAGCGUGUGGCGCAGCUCUCCGACCCUCGGUCCCCGUCCUGUGACUUCAGCCGCACACCUAUACAGGUGGGAGGCACAGCCUCCUGUGUCCAAGAUGUCCAGGAGACCGUUGGACCAGUGUGUGUUGACCCACGUUCACCCACACCUGGUAUCAUUCGCACCCCGUUGAAGGACGGCAUGAAAGUGGCCGUCAGCUCAUUUGCUCGCCGCCUGAGCACGUUUUUCCUUAAUGACGCUGCGAUGCGGUUCUCUGGCUCUGCUGCCCUGGCCCCUGCCCCCUUCCCUAAAUGUCCUAGCCUGCCCAGUGUGGAGCAGCACCAGGAGGAGCUUUGCUCUACAGAGCCCCUCCUCCCACCUCGCACAUCCCUCAGUGGGGGUGCUGACACGGCGUCUACCCCAGUGCCCUGCAGCACCUCGGUGGGCUAUGGCUCCUUCGCUGCCAGCCCAUUUGUGCUGGUUGGAGAGGUGGAAGUGGACACCGAGGUCUCGCUAGAAGAGGCAGAGGAGGCCCUGCUUCUCGAGGAGUCUCCGCUCAAAAGGCAGCUCAGCCUCAGCCUGCUUGCCUGCCGCGAGGGUGUCUAUUCUCCCGAGUUCUACUCCUCAAAUGAUGAGCGUCCCGCCACUCCUCUUCCUCCACUGGAGGAUGAGCAGGAUGGUGACCACUGCUACGCCCACCCUCAUGGCACCAGUGAGCCCAUCCAGCCCUCUUCUCCAGUCCACGGAGCCAUUUUGCAUCCGCCAGAUGCUGCUCAGCCAUCUGAGCUAGAGGACGUCACAGCAGGAGACCCUGAAAAACCAGAGCAGGGGCCUCUAGAACCAGAGAAACCCAAAAUGGCUGUUCCUGUAUCAGCUGGUGCCCCUAAGCCUAGCCUGAAUCUUAAUGCUCCAAAAGAUUCCCCCCUGACUGGCAUUAGGUUUCCCAAGUUUGAUGCCCGCAGCCCAAGCCAGGCAGUGUUUAAACCCCAGUGGCUGGGUGUAGGAUUUGGGGCGACAGGUGUCAGGGCCAGAGGGGUCCCUGCUCGAGGGUCCUCCUUCUCCCCCAUCUCUACUCGGAAACCAGCUAUUGAUGAGAAUGAGAAUAAAGUGGUGCUCGCCAAGCAGAAACAGAGAGGCAAAGCUCUUCUUAGUGAAGGCAGAUCUCCUCUGCAGGUCCUUAAGGAAGCCAAUUCACCCAGAGAUCAUACUGCACAGAUGAAGCUGAAAGUUUCUACUCCAGAGAAGCAGAGGUUUGGCCAGAUUGACAGAAGAGCACUUAUUCUCUCUCUCAACAAAGAGAACCAGUAAAAGAUGAACCUGGUCUGAAUGAAAUUUGCUACCAACACUGUACAUGGAACUCUAAUUUUUUCUCAGGAAGCAGCUUUAAUGUAAUUGAAUUCAGUGUGUGUGUCAUGCAUUCCCUUUU